GUCACGUCGAGAUCACUUUGACGAGCGGGCGGACGUGAAAGACGCUCACUUGGCCUUCCCGAGUCCCAGCCGCUCCUCGACCUGCAGACGCAGUUCCCGUUUCUGCACCUGAAACGGGAAGCGGCCGCUCAGAUGUCGGACGAGGCGUUCGCAGGCGUGACGGCGCUCACGUCGCUGCACGUCAACGACAACAAACUCCGCUGGCUUCCGAGGAGCUUGGAGCUGUCGCGCGUGUCCAAUCUGACCGUGGCCAACAAUCCCUGGACGUGCACCUGCCAGCUGGCACCGCUACGCAGGUGGAUGGACGCCAACAGCCGCAGGCCAACGGAGGCCAUCUGCGCGUCGCCGCCGCCGCAGAGGGGCAAGCCGGUCCGAGACAGCGCCGCCUUCGCCGCCUGCCGGGUCAAGCCCAAAAGAACCAAGACGGCCGCGCGCCACUGAACGGUUCGGGGGUGGGGGAACCCGGCCGUCACGUGACUCGACUCCGGUUAGACUUUCCGACUUGCGACUCGCUUGAGUGCGGAAGCCCGUUCGUCAAGCGAGGACGAUGACCAAAACGUUUGCGUUAGGACGACGGCCGAACCCCAAAGAGGGUUACGCUUACGUUACGACGAUGACAAAAAGCGCCGCUAACUUUGCGGUUUAGCUGACGGGUUUCUGGUCAAACGUGAACUAACAGUGUUUGCCAAAACUGUAAUUCAAAUAUUUAUUGUCGUAAGUGUUAAGGACCAACAUUUUAUUGUAUUUUUUUUUCAUUCAAAAUAUAUAUAUAUAUAUAUAUAUAUAUAUUUUUUUUUUGUAACUGGCCAAUUCAUCGGUAAUCAGAAUUUGACUCUGCCAAAUAUCGGAAUUGGCAUCAGCCUAAAAAAAAUUGCGGAUUUUGAUGCAGCACAGCGAGUUGGUGCCUAAAAUGUCAGCUAAAAGUCCCUGAAGAGGGAGGAGCGAGCGAACGAGCGAAUGAUUCCGAAUCACCGAGCCACGCCCUGAUUUUGAGAUGACCGGAAAUGUCCACCGAAAGUCCCUUUGCCGUGACUCGGGAGUCAAUGACUGCGAUCGCAAUCAUUCGCUGGAUCGCUCGACAGAGGUUUUACGAGACAUUUCAGGAACUAUCUCGGUCAACCCAAAAAUGCUCCAGGUGGGCGGGCCUUCCAACCAGACUCAGCAUUUUGCCAGACUGCCAUUUUUGGCAAAUCUUGUCACGUUGCUCCUGAAACGCGUUUCCGUGUGGACGGACGGGGCCGAGUUCAAAGUUUCACGUCGGUCGUGCGUUUAACGGGCAAGACGAUAAAGUCCGAGACGAGACACAUCGUGGUUGAUGGACUCCAAAAAAUGUGGCGAGUGGCUGAGCAAAAUUGGAGACUUGACUGAUGACUUGCGUAACCCAGGUCACGCACCGACACCGACUGGCUUGACCUUUAGCGGAAUUGAACUCAGGACGUGCCGGAAAGUAGACGCGGACCGCACGAGACCGCCUCGUGACCGCCGCACGUGACUUCCUCCCACCCCUGGCCGCCGCCGCCGCCUACUCGCCGGCAGAUGGUUCGUUUUUACCUUCUCCCUCCGGCCGCACGACCGCACGCCAACCUUUCCGUGCGCUCUUCCGCCCCCCUCCCGUCCCCCGCUUGUUUGCUAACGCUCACUUCUUCCCACACAUUUUGCAUCAGCGUCUCGUUGCCUCAAUAAAAGAAAACCUUUCACCA
Messenger RNA from Phyllopteryx taeniolatus (common seadragon), 1700 nucleotides. RefSeq names its product chondroadherin-like. Lineage: Eukaryota; Metazoa; Chordata; Actinopteri; Syngnathiformes; Syngnathidae. The transcript has 3 exons. The coding region runs from base 133 to 441 and encodes 102 amino acids. The record is from RefSeq and is a predicted model, not a curated record. Gene Ontology annotation, cellular component: extracellular matrix.